This is a messenger RNA of Thermothelomyces thermophilus ATCC 42464, 1338 nucleotides long. RefSeq lists its product as uncharacterized. Lineage: Eukaryota; Fungi; Ascomycota; Sordariomycetes; Sordariales; Chaetomiaceae. The coding region runs from base 1 to 1338 and encodes 445 amino acids. The transcript is spliced from 3 exons. The record is from RefSeq and is a predicted model, not a curated record.
AUGGUUCAGAACGGAGGUGACUUCGACCUCGACAUCGACAUGGCUACCAACAUCACGGCCGAACAGCUGCUCGCUCAGCUUGGUCAACUCCAGCAGCGGAUCCAGGAGUUGGACCAGAGAGACAAGGCUGCUCAAGCUCGAAUCAAGGAACUCGAGAACCGCGAAAAGUACUCGCAGAAGUUGAACGUCACCGAAGUAGCAGCCACGAGCUACGAAGACAAGGACAGUGACACGGACAGUCUCGGACACGACGGCAACGGUGAAGACGAACAAGCACCGUACUCCGAACUGGUCACUGUGGACCCAGAGACAGGUCUUGCCGAAUGGGACAUGGCAGGAGAGUAUGCGCCGCCAAUUUCGAUUCUCCCAAUCUUGAGGCAGUGGGGUUUCACAGUCACGCAGAGGCGGGAUGGAUCGUGGACAACCGACACCCAAGGAAUCGAAAGACCCGGACCCAAUGCUCUAUUCCUCCAGGAACGAAUCGAAUGGUACCGCAACGAAGUUUUCCGACUCAACACGGAACUGCGCGAACGGGAUGGGCGCUUGACUCGACUCGCCCAGCAGAGCGAUGAGAUGAAGGACGAAAUGAGGGAACUCCGACCUACGCCGAAGCACUUUGACGAUCAGCAACUCAGCAACGAUGUGCGGAACCCAGAAUACCAGUUCAUGCGCGCGAACCGCGGAAAAGAUGAGCGUACGUGGGAAAGCUACUGGAAGAAACACUCCUAUGUCAGCACUGGAGUACCUACGGUCCACGUACAAUGGGAAGGAUUCGGGAAAGAGUUCCAAUACCUUCCAGGCGACGCCACGCGACUGCACCCUCGACAUGAGGCACAUGCGCAAGUGCCCUGGUUCCAGUGUGUGGCACACGAAUGCCGAUACCACUUCCGCGACAAAUUCGAAAACAACCACUGGCCGACCCGACAGGAGAACGGGGACGGAGGCUUGUGCCCUGUGGAAUGGGUCUACGAUGCAGGAAACAGAGAGGCCGAAUUGCUCUGGAAGAUCGAAGCCCGCGAUCUAGAAGGCAUCACGGUAGUUCCAAGACGAGCCUGGCCUAGGCACUGCGGAACAGGACGAGACACAUGGGACUCGUGCCGGAGUAACGACUGCCUCUAUCACGCGGACGAAAAGAAAUUGCGAAUUCGGGAGCUUCAGAUGAAGCUAUGGCACGCACGACGAAAAGCAGAACGGACCCAAUGGUGGGAAGCUGCAAGCACUCAAUGGCUCACAGAAAUGAGCACGAUCGACGAAGCCGCUAUCAGCCGAACAACCGAAGAGGUCAGCACUGACCUGGGAAACGGGUCAGGGCCCUUCGAGGGGCCCGGAAACCAUUAA